GUCAUUUAUAUGUCACCUGCUAAACAUCAAAUUCUCCUCUUCCAGACUAUACUGCUCUAGCAAACCAAAAUCCUCUCUCUCUCUCUCUCUCUCUCUCUCUCUGUGUUUUUUUUCCAUGAUUCAUUAAUCCACCAUUUUCAAUUGUAUUGAUUACUCAUAAUUUUAUAAUUUGUAUCCACCCUUCUCCCGAUUUUCUACGCCGUUAUAAUUUCUUCAGUCCGUGAACGUUUUUCGUAUUGAUUUGUAGCAGUUUCCCUAAAUUAUCAGCGUACUCUACCGGUGGAUUUCAAUUUUUCCGGUACUCUCUGUUGAUAUUAUUGGUGGAUCACGGUGUUAGAAUUAUUUCAGGUUGCGUUUGUAGGAGAUUAGAUUGUGCAAGGGGGGAAGAGAGGGAAAAGGAUUGAAUCAAAUGGCAGCUGGAAAUCCGGGUCGCCCAAAUGUGCCAGGUGGGCCAGCUGCUAGUCCCUUUGCAGCAGCACCUCCCCCCGCAAUGAGUCCCUUUUUAUCAUCUGGUCCUGUGGCUAGUAGACCGAAUGGCCCUGGUGUUAGACCUCCUCCAGCAUCCGCUCCUUCCGUCACAAUGCCUUUCUCAUCUUCUGGACCCAUGGUAGGACCACCAGUUGGAUUCAGGCCUUCACCACCUGUUGGUUUUACUGAUCCAUCUACAACUACUCCUUCUGGACCACCAACAUCACUUGCUCCGCCUACAUUAAAUCAUUUCCAGCAAUUUUCAGCCCCACAAUUCCCGGGGCCUCCAGCAAGUUCUCCUAUUCGUACACCUGUUGGUGGGCCCCCUAAUGUGGCUUUUUCCAUGGCGCCUAAUAUGCCCCCAUCAUUCCAACGGCCUAGUAUUUUAUCUCCAAAUCCACCCCUAACUUUCCGCCCCAAUUCUCCGGCACCUCCUGUCCAAUUGACAUCUCCUCCCCAACCUUAUGCUCAGGCUCCACCCGUUCAAGCUGCAUCACAACCUCAACCCUAUGCUCAAGCUCCUCCCGCUCAAAUGCCAUCGCAACCACAACCUUAUGCUCAGGUUCCAGGAGUAUCACCUCCCACUUACUAUGGCCAGAAGCCUGCCUACCUCCAGUCUGCCACACAACCUGGUAGGGCUAACAUAAAUUCUCGAGAUCAAAUGCAACAACACCUAUCUGCUCCUCCAACGAAUGCUAUGCAGGGUUUAGUAGAAGACUUUAACUCUUUGUCCUUGGGCUCCAUUCCUGGAUCAGUGGAUCCUGGACUUGAUCCUAAAGCAUUGCCAAGGCCACUGGAGGGUGAUGUAGAGCCAGCUAGCUUCCAUGACAUGUUUCCAAUGAAUUGUGGCCCAAAGUUCUUGCGCCUUACUACUAGUGGUAUACCAAAUUCACAUUCUCUUGCAUCAAGAUGGCAUUUACCACUUGGAGCUGUUGUUUGUCCACUUGCUGAAACUUCUGAAGGGGAGGAAGUGCCCAUAGUGAAUUUUAGUGCUGGAGGUAUUAUUCGCUGCAGAAGAUGCCGCACAUAUGUAAAUCCUUAUGUCACAUUUACAGAUGGUGGAAGAAAGUGGCGUUGCAACAUGUGUGCCUUGCUUAAUGAUGUCCCUGGUGAUUAUUAUGCCCAAUUAGAUGCAACAGGCAGAAGAAUUGACGCAGACCAACGACCUGAACUUAUCAAAGGAAGCGUUGAAUUUGUUGCACCUACUGAAUAUAUGGUGCGGCCACCUAUGCCGCCUCUCUACUUUUUCCUCAUUGAUGUGUCAGUAUUGGCGGUGAGGAGUGGUAUGCUUGAGGUUGUGGCUCAGACUAUCAAGUCUUGCUUGGAUGAGUUACCUGGGUCCCCUCGAACACAAAUUGGUUUUAUAACAUUUGACAGCACCAUACACUUCUACAACAUGAAGUCAACUUUGACACAACCCCAAAUGAUGGUGAUCUCAGAUGUGGAUGAUGUAUUUGUUCCUUUACCAGAUGAUCUUCUUGUGAACCUCUCUGAAUCGAGAAAUGUGGUGGAUUCGUUUUUGGAUAGUUUGCCAACCAUGUUUCAAGACACUAUGAAUGUCGAAUCUGCAUUUGGUCCAGCUCUUAAAGCUGCACUCUUGGUCAUGAGUCAACUUGGUGGUAAACUAUUGAUUUUCCAAAAUACUCUGCCAUCUGUUGGAGUUGGUCGGUUGAGAUUACGAGGUGAUGACGCUAGAUUGUAUGGAACUGAUAAAGAACAUUCCCUGAGAGUAGCUGAAGACCCAUUCUAUAAGCAAAUGGCAGCAGAUUUUACCAAGUACCAGAUAGGAAUUAACGUGUAUGCAUUUAGUGACAAGUACACAGAUAUAGCUUCAUUAGGUACUUUGUCUAAGUACACAGGUGGCCAAGUUUACUACUAUCCCAGUUUCAAGUCAAACAUGCAAGGCGACAAGUUGAGACAUGAAUUGUCUAGAGAUCUCACCAGAGAGACUGCUUGGGAGGCUGUUAUGCGCAUAAGAUGUGGGAAAGGUGUGAGAUUCAAUUCUUAUCAUGGAAACUUUAUGUUGAGGUCCACUGAUUUGAUAGCACUUCCAGCUGUGGACUGUGAUAAAGCUUUUGCCAUGCAAUUAUCCCUGGAAGAUACAUUACUGACAACUCAGACUGUGUACUUUCAAGUUGCAUUGUUAUACACUGCAUCAUGUGGAGAAAGACGUAUUAGAGUACACACAGCUGCUGCGCCAGUGGUUGCUGAUUUGGGAGAGAUGUAUCGGAGAGCUGAUACUAGUGCCAUAGUUUCACUGCUUGCCCGGCUAGCUAUUGAGAAAACUUUAUCCAGUAAGCUGGAAGAUGCUCGGUCUUAUCUGCAAUUGAGGAUCAUAAAGUCUCUUAAAGAAUAUCGUAAUCUGUAUGCGGUGCAACAUCGGUUGGCUGGACGGAUAAUAUAUCCUGAAUCUUUGAAGUAUUUGCCUUUGUAUGGAUUAGCACUUUGUAAAUCUACACCCCUUCGUGGAGGGCAUCAAGAUGCUCAACUAGAUGAGCGCUGUGCAGUUGGAUCAACAAUAAUGGCUUUGCCGGUAAAAAGUCUAUUAAAGUUUUUGUAUCCCAGCUUGAUUCGUGUGGAUGAAUUUCUAGUAAAGGCAUCUUCUCUGGAAGAUCUCGAAGAUGCUGAGAAGCGCCUACCCCUGACGGCAGAAAGCUUAGACCCCAGAGGCCUUUAUAUUUAUGAUGAUGGUUUAUGCUUUGUCCUUUGGAUUGGCAGAAUGCUUUCUGCCGAGAUCGCUAGGAAUUUGAAUUUUGAUUUUGCUUCCGAUCUUUCACAGGUCAACUUCUGUGAGAGUAAUAAUGAAAUGUCAAGGAGGCUAAUGGGGCUACUUAAGAAGCUGAGAGAGAGUGAUCUAGCUUACUAUCAACUUUGUCACAUUGUAAGGCAAGGUGAACAGCCUAGGGAAGGUUUCUAUCUUUUGGCAAACCUUAUUGAGGAUCAGACUGGUGGUGUAAGCGGCUAUGUUGACUGGCUUACACAAAUCCACCGACAGGUCCAGCAAAAUGCAUAAUGAGCAGAUAUUGAAGGGAUGUAUGAACUUACUAUAAGAUAGCUUCAACCCGCAAGAGCCAUAUUUUCUGUGUAUAGCACAUCACGGUUAACAAGUCGGCUCGAUGACAUGGUCCACUCCAGACUACUACAUGGUACCUCUCAAGAACACUUAUGAAGUUAUGAUCAAAUAAAUGGGAUCAUGAGUCGAAGGUAUAAUUUCCAGCUAGGAUUUUGUGAGCAAAUCAUUUUCUUUUUGAAAUAUUAUUUUUGAUGAAAAAUAUUUAGGACAGGUGUAAUUUAGUAAGAUCAUAUUUUGUUUUUAUCACCAGAUUUUGUUAGCAAUUUUAUUUAUUUAUUUUUUUUGAAUUUAAGCAGGAAUCAGGAUUCUUUUAUAUAUUGUGUGAUCAUAUUUCCUCUUUUAUUGGCUUCCGUAACUAAGCCAACCCCCCCCCCCGCCUUGUUUUAGAGGGUUUUAACUUUUGUACGUUGUGAAAUACACUAAGAAAUGGAUUGAUAUUAUCUCCUUUCUUCAAGAUCUUUUAUUGGAAUACUCUUGUCUUUAAAUAUUUAUCUUUUUU
This is a messenger RNA of Amaranthus tricolor (Joseph's coat), 4040 nucleotides long. RefSeq names its product protein transport protein SEC24 A-like. The record is from RefSeq and is a predicted model, not a curated record. Gene Ontology annotation, biological process: intracellular protein transport; COPII-coated vesicle cargo loading; endoplasmic reticulum to Golgi vesicle-mediated transport. Lineage: Eukaryota; Viridiplantae; Streptophyta; Magnoliopsida; Caryophyllales; Amaranthaceae. Bases 410 to 3481 code for a protein of 1023 amino acids. Gene Ontology annotation, molecular function: zinc ion binding; SNARE binding. The transcript has 14 exons. Gene Ontology annotation, cellular component: endoplasmic reticulum exit site; COPII vesicle coat.